AUGGAGAAGAUAAAAGAGACGUUUGCACGAUGCAAGCAGGAAAAGCGCUGUGCGCUGGUCGCAUAUGUGACAGCCGGUUACCCUGAGAAGGAUGAUACGCCUGACAUCGCACUUGCAAUGGAAGCUGGCGGAGCUGAUGUGAUUGAACUUGGCAUCCCUUUCACAGAUCCUAUCGCCGACGGUCCUACCAUCCAAAGAGCUAAUACACAAGCGUUGAAGAACGGUGUUACGGUCACCUCGGUGCUUGAGAUGGUGCGGAUUGCGAGGAGAAGAGGACUGAAAAUUCCCGUGCUGCUCAUGGGAUACUACAAUCCAUUGCUCCAGUAUAGAGAGGAAAAAAUGUUGAAAGACGCGAAAGCGGCAGGUGUGAAUGGAUUCAUCAUGGUUGAUCUUCCGCCAGAAGAAGCGGUGCGGUUUCGGGAUUUGUGCAGAAAGGAGGGGUUAUCUUAUGUUCCACUGAUCGCACCCGCCACUUCCGAUUCUCGAAUGAAAUUGCUCUGCAAGAUCGCUGAUUCUUUUAUCUACGUCGUCUCUCGAAUGGGUGUUACAGGUGCAACUGGCAAACUCAGCGAAGGGCUUCCGGAGCUCCUUGCUCGGGUCCAUGCCUACUCUGGAAACAUUCCCACUGCGCUAGGAUUCGGCAUCAGCACGAGAGAGCAUUUCUUGAGGGUGCAGGAUAUCUCUGAGGGUGCAGUCAUCGGCAGCCAGAUGAUCACUGUUCUUGGUGAAGCUCCUGCUUGCCAGAGAGCCCAGAAAAUCGAAGAAUAUUGCACGAGCAUCACUGGGAGGAAAGUGGAACGUAGCACAGAAUCCAAAUCUUUAACUCGAGAAGUGGGCCGUUCUGAAAUGCUCUCUCAAGCUCAACAGCCAACAAAUGCUCAGGUUGAUCAUGUCAUUACGAAUGGCCAGACUGAUUCUGAAGUCGGCCUGGUCGAGCAACAACUCGCUCUCAAUGUGACCAGAGAUCAGGCCGCAAUGCCUGCUCGCUUCGGCGAGUUUGGCGGCCAGUACGUGCCAGAAUCUCUCAUGGACAGCCUCGCUGAGCUUGAGGCAGGCUUCAAGAAGGCCAAAGAUGACCCCACAUUCUGGGAGGAGUUUCGGUCGUACUAUCCUUAUAUGAGCCGACCAAGCAGUCUGCAUCUUGCGGAGCGCCUGACCGAAUAUGCUGGAGGAGCUAACAUCUAUCUCAAGCGCGAAGACCUAAAUCACACAGGAAGCCACAAGAUCAACAAUGCGCUCGGCCAAGUUUUGCUGGCUCGUCGCCUUGGCAAAACGCGUAUUAUCGCGGAGACCGGGGCGGGUCAGCAUGGUGUAGCGACUGCUACUGUCUGCGCAAAGUUUGGCAUGGAUUGCGUCAUCUACAUGGGCGCUGAAGAUGUGCGUCGCCAAGCUCUAAACGUAUUCCGCAUCAAACUUCUCGGAGCCAAAGUCGUCGCCGUCGAAUCCGGUUCGCGGACACUUCGUGAUGCCGUCAACGAAGCGCUACGGGCCUGGGUUGUCCAUCUCGAUACCACACACUACGUGAUUGGUUCUGCCAUUGGACCUCAUCCCUUCCCCACCAUCGUCCGAACACUCCAAUCCGUCAUCGGCGAAGAAACCAAAGAACAAAUGCUAAAGCUAACUGGCAGAUUACCCGAUGCCGUUGUCGCCUGUGUAGGUGGCGGUAGCAAUGCGGUCGGCAUGUUCUACCCCUUCUCCAAUGACCCCAGGGUCAAGCUCCUCGGCGUCGAGGCCGGUGGCGACGGCACGGACACCACCCGACACUCCGCAACGCUUUCGCACGGCUCCAAGGGUGUCCUGCACGGUGUGCGUACCUACAUCCUGCAAGAUGAACACGGCCAGAUUUCCGACACCCACUCCAUCUCUGCAGGGCUUGACUAUCCCGGAGUUGGACCGGAGCUUUCGUCGUGGAAGGACCAGUCCCGUGCCACGUUCAUUGCCGCAACGGAUGCGCAAGCGCUUCAGGGUUUCCGGCUGAUCACGGAGUUGGAGGGGAUCAUUCCCGCGCUCGAGUCGUCUCAUGCGGUGUAUGGAGCUGUGGAAUUGGCGAAGACGAUGAAGAAAGGGCGGAAUAUUGUGCUGAAUUUGAGUGGAAGAGGUGAUAAAGAUGUGCAGAGUGUGGCGGAAGCAUUGCCGGAGUUGGGUCCUAAGAUUGGCUGGGAUUUGAGGUUUUGA
This is a messenger RNA of Paracoccidioides brasiliensis Pb18, 2175 nucleotides long. RefSeq names its product tryptophan synthase. The record is from RefSeq and is a predicted model, not a curated record. Bases 1 to 2175 code for a protein of 724 amino acids. Gene Ontology annotation, molecular function: tryptophan synthase activity. Gene Ontology annotation, biological process: L-tryptophan biosynthetic process. Gene Ontology annotation, cellular component: cytoplasm. The transcript is spliced from 3 exons.